Molecule: messenger RNA, 1832 nt
Organism: Cajanus cajan (pigeon pea)
Lineage: Eukaryota; Viridiplantae; Streptophyta; Magnoliopsida; Fabales; Fabaceae
Product: Leucine-rich repeat (LRR) family protein
Molecular function (GO): protein binding
Source: RefSeq, a predicted model, not a curated record
AUUAUACUUCUCUCGUUAUAUUACUUUGCAUGAAAGGAGGAAAAUAAAUUGGAUAUAUUCUCAUUACUAAUUUUUGCAAUUCUGAUUAAAGAAUUCAAUUAUAUAGUUAUACGAGUGAAAUAGCUUCUCAAUUUAGAGUGUAAUUUAGCAAAAGCACUUUUCUAAAGAGCAAUUAUAAAUGGAGCAAGAUUACAAGAGUUGUGUCCAAAGUUCAGUAGGUUCAGCUGCUUAAUAUUUAUGAUCUGCAUCUAGGUAAGCCAAGUUCUUGGCGUGGCCAGAGGCUUCACUUAAUGAGAAAAAUAAUCCAUGCCACGAGGGUCUUAUAAAAAAGGAUUUGGAAAUUCACAUCCACAAACACCAUCUGAAAUUACUCCAAUUUUUUCUCUCAAAUGAUGGAGGAAAAAGUCCCUACUAAAACCCGCUUCACUCUCCAUUCCAUCUUAACCAUAAUCCUCUGUCUUCUGCUAUCACAAACCAACUCCUUAACCCUCCAAGAGGACACUCUUGCCCUUCUUGAAAUAAAACGUGCCAUUGAUCCCAACUCAGUCACCCCAAGUUCCUAUCUCAACAGCUGGGACUUCUCAGUGGAUCCAUGUGAAAGCACAGGCUCACAAUUCCUAGGAAUAUUGUGCUACUUGCCCUUAGACAACUCCUCUAGUAGAGUAACAGAAGUUGAUCUUGAUGGCGUUGGCUAUGAAGGGUUCUUAACACCAGCUAUAGGGAACCUCACUCAGCUAUCAGUGCUAAAUCUCAACAACAACAAAUUCCGGGGUCCAAUACCAGAAACCAUAGCCAAACUAAGAAAACUAACAAGACUCACCAUGUCACAAAACUAUUUCACUGGGGCCAUUCCACAAGGGUUCACUGAACUCAAGACCCUUCAAUAUCUUGAUGUCUCAGGGAACAGGCUCUCAGGGCCAAUCCCCUCUGACAUCACUGGCUUGAGAAGCUUGACCUACAUGAGUUUGUCAAACAAUGGUUUUGCUGGCAGAAUUCCAAACCUCACGGGGUUGUGGCAACUCAGCACACUAGACCUUAGCAUAAACCAGUUUUAUGGGGAUCUUCCAAAUCUCCCUGUGAGUUUGAGGAACAUGUAUUUUCACCAUAACAUUCUCUCAGGGCACUUGACACCCCUCAAGGGACUCAUACACCUUAAGUGGUUGGAUGUGAGUGACAACAGACUCUCUGGGGCCAUAAGUGGGGAUGUUCUCUCCCUAAGAAGGGUUGUUCACCUCAAUGUUUCUUUCAACCGUUUCACAACAUUGGAGGUUAUCAAUUAUUCCUUGCAAGGGCCUAGGCUUCAAGUGCUUGAGGCUCAAGGGAACCACUUGAGGGGUCGUUUGCCAGUGAAUUUGGUGACUUUUGUGAACUUGACUUCAAUCAAUUUGGCAAAUAACCAAUUGACUGGUCCCAUUCCCUUGGAAUAUGGAACAAAAGUUCAGACAUCGUGGAGAAGAUUGUACUUGGAUCACAACUUUCUUUCGGGAAAUCUUCCUUCGGAGUUUGCUCAUUCAUCAACAAACGUUAGAGGGAGCCUUGCAAGUAACUGUCUUAGGUGUCCAACAAAUGUUGGUCUCUGCCACGGGGGACAAAGACCGUCCACAGAAUGUGUGGGGCAACACAACGAAUGACACUCACGAUUGCAAAGAUUAGUCUAUACUUUCGACCAUGAAUAUUUUAAUAUUUCAUACCGAUAUCAUAAUUAUUAAAGAAAAAACACGCAUACAACUUAUGACAUUGGUUUGAAUAUUCACUGCCUCAGUGAUUUUGCUUCCUCCUAAGGAAAUGAGAUCUAAAAACACAAGCGACAAUAACCUAUCUAAAUGGUGUGC